Molecule: messenger RNA, 2549 nt
Organism: Pungitius pungitius (ninespine stickleback)
Lineage: Eukaryota; Metazoa; Chordata; Actinopteri; Perciformes; Gasterosteidae
Gene: lmbr1l
Product: limb development membrane protein 1-like
Exons: 17
Coding region: 165-1655 (496 amino acids)
Biological process (GO): receptor-mediated endocytosis; signal transduction
Cellular component (GO): plasma membrane
Molecular function (GO): transmembrane signaling receptor activity
Source: RefSeq, a predicted model, not a curated record
CCCUCCUUGCCCGUCUUCUAUCACGAAGCGAAGUCUAGCUAGCAGCAGGCUAACUCCGCCGGGCUACAAAGCCGCAGACCCGUGGCAUUACCAACAAGAUGCACCACGUUUUAACUUUUUAAGCAGCCCUUCUAAACCGGAGGUGACUGGUAUGGUGUCGGAGAAUGGAAGUGGACGACGUGUCGGUUCGAGAGCAACUUUUCCACAACCGUGUGCGGGAAACCAUAAUCUGUGUGCUCCUGUUUACGUGCCUCUACAUGGUGUCUUACCUCAUACUUACCCAUUUCAAGAAGACUGCCGAGUAUGUCACAGAUGAUAUUGAGGAUGCCACCGUCAACAAGAUUGCGCUGUGGCUGUGUACGUUCACCCUGUCAGUCGCAGUGUGCGCUGUGCUCCUUCUGCCCAUCUCCAUCCUGUCCAAUGAAGUGCUGCUCACCUUCCCGCAGAGCUACUACAUGCAGUGGCUCAAUGGAUCCCUUAUCCACGGUUUGUGGAACCUAGUUUUUCUUUUUUCCAAUUUGUCCCUGGUGUUCCUCAUGCCUUUUGCCUACUUCUUUACGGAGUCUGAGGGAUUCGCAGGAUCCAGAAAGGGUGUUAUGGCACGAGUGUACGAAGCCGUUGUGCUGCUGUUGCUGCUGGCUCUGCUUGUGCUGGGCAUUGUUUGGGUUGCAUCAGCCCUCCUCCAUGACAACAUAGCUAGGAAAAGCCUCUAUGACCUGUGGGAGUAUUACCUUCCUUAUCUGUACUCGGGCAUCUCUCUGUUUGGAGUGUUGCUGCUUUUGCUGUGCACUCCCUUUGGACUGUCCCGCAUGUUCAGUGUAACUGGCAAGCUUUUGGUCAAACCGCGGCUGUUGGAAGACGUCGAAGAUACUUUGAGCUGCACCUCAUUUGAGGAAGAUUCACUAUGCAGGAAAUUGAAAAAAAUUGAAGGUAGCGGUACAACAUCGUGUUGGGUCAAGCUGAACAUGGAGGCGAUGCAAAAAGAGUACCGAACAGUCCAGAGGAAACGCAUCGCCCUGGAAAUGCGGGGGAAGGCGUCCCCAUGGCAGCGUAACUUGGGCUAUCCGCUGGCCAUGCUUGUGCUCCUGGCGCUGACGGUGAUGUGUGUCCUGAUGGUCUGCUUUAAUGUGUUGGAGUUGCUCCUAGAUGAGGCGGCGAUGCCCAGAGGAAUGGAGGACCCUCAUCUUGGAAUGGCCUCCUUCUCCAUGUUUGGCUCCCUGGGCGCAGCAGUGCAAGUAGUCCUUAUCCUCUAUCUGAUGGUGUCCUCAGUGGUGGGUUUCUAUAGUUCACCUCUCUUUACUGGCCUCCUGCCACGCGCACAGGACACCAACCUUACACAGAUAAUUGCAAACUGCGUUUCACUGCUUAUUCUGAGCUCAGCGCUGCCGGUGUUUUCGCGCACACUUGGGAUCACGCGCUUCGAUCUGCUGGGAGACUUUGGUCGGUAUAACUGGCUGGGGAACUUCUACAUUGUCUUCCUGUACAACAUGCUGUUUGCUGGUCUCACCUCCGCCUCUCUGAUAAAGACGGUGACCUGGGCCGUGCAGAGAGAGCUCAUCCGUGCCUUUGGCCUCCACAGACUGCCUUUAACUGUGUCCCGCUCCACCGUCCCCUUCAGACUCCUUUUGGCCAGUGGACUGUCUAAAAUACAGUGAACAUUCCUCCUCGCCACUGCUUCAACUUAACCGUUCUAGAAAUGGAUCCACUUCAAAUGUGCCCAUAUUGGAUUAAAGACAUUUGCAAUGAAGACUUUGCCACUGGGCACUUGGUUCCCCCCCACCUCUGUGAAGUGACCAAAAAAGGGGACACGUCUGUCCCCUGUGUCCGGUGGGGGCUCUGCUCGAAGCUUUAAUGAACAAUGAAUCAGGGUCCAAUUUUACGCCGUGUUUUGACUGCGGGGACAAGUGUGCAAGCAGUUAGCUGAUCCUCUCACACAAUGUGAUGCCUCACGAAAAGAGGAUCCAGUGAAGAGCCGUUGUUCAGUUGAAAGUUGGUACAGUUAUUUUGAAAUUUUACUCUGCAACUGUGAUGUAAUUUCCUCUUCCUGCUUCAGGUCGAUCGAGUGCACUCUUUUGCUUUUUUUGCUAUUUUAAGAGGAGGAAUCUUACUUGUUUUGUGAUCCAGUGCUAUUUAAGUUCAUAAGUUGUUAUUGGGAACAAAUGGGACACAGGGUACCUUGUCGGUCUAUGGAUCUGCAAGUUACACAGGGAAUAUGCGAGGUGAGGUAACCUCCGUGUGGGACCACUUCUACAAAUCCAGUUAGAUCGUAGAAUUCAGAACAUUUUUAUUGGUGAUUGACAAUUAUGCAGGGUUUCUACUUUUGUAGAUGACCGUAAGCUUACUGGGGAUAACUCAUUCAAUUACAUAAAUACACUAAAAGCUUUACACUUCAACUUGUGAAAACAUUUGCCUUCCGACACUCACUAUGAGGUACUUCUGCCUUCGACCUAUCAAACUGUGAAUUAUCAAAAAUGUAUGCGGGAAAGUGCAAUAUUUUUAUAAGUAAACACACGUUUUACCAAAAGUCCAUUUUAAAACUUCAUGUUGUU